CGAAAAGGGAAUUUUUAGAUAGGGUAACCCUAAUUUAGAGCAAUGCAUCCCCUUGUCUUUUUUGUCAGAAGAGAAGAAAACGGUGGGAAAUACCCUAAUGCGAAGUGAAUUAUUCUGCACGAGAAGGUUCGUGCAAAUACAGAAAAACUUGGACACCCAACUUGGGCUCCAAAUGAAUUCUUGCUUCUAUAGUUCCUAAGGCAAUUUGUUAAAUAGGAGCUUUGGAUUUGUGGUUUGUUUUUUUCUCUGAAUGAGAAAUAGGCACGCAUGCAAAGACGACUCCUGGAACAUGAGAGCUUUUGUAAUGGACAGGAAGGAGUGAGGAAGGCUUGGUUGAGGCAACCCAACCUCCUUAGCUAGCAAGGCUGUUUUGCUAGCCAAGGCUAUGAAUUGACUGUUACACGUGAGGUGGAACGGUGGCGAUUUGCAAAGAAAACGUCACUGCCGGGGCGAAGGACCGUUAGGUUCCAGAAGGCCAGAAUUAGCCCCCUGAUUCUUGUAAAAACAUCUCAGGAAUUUUUAGUGUUGUCUUCUGCAGUUUGGCUAGAAGAUAGUUUUUCUUCUUUUUGUGCAAACACUUUGCUCUUAACUGCAGAUAAAUGCGGAAAAUUGCAAUCAAGCAGAAAAUUUAUUUGACCGAAGGAAAAUAAGUCUGGGGCUUGGCAGUCCUGUGGUGAUUAAUUUUUUUUCCCAUACCGUGCUCUGCCAUAAAUUAUCACUCUGUUUCCAGUGGAGAAACUAGACAGAGCCAAUCUGAAAGACUGAUAGAAACUCUAAUCUAGGAGAAGAGGAUAAAGAGCCUCCAUCUGCCAGGUUUCCAGCUUCCUGUUUCAUCUGGGACAUCCAAGGACUCAAAAUCCUCUUCUUUAAAAUGGAAGCAAGACAUGGUUUUUUCUCUGUGGUCCUCAACUUACAACCGCAAUUGAGCCUAAAACGUCCGUUGCUAAGCGAGGCAUUUGUUAAGGGAACUUUGUCCCAUUUUACGACCUUUCUUGCCACAGUUGUUAAGGGAGUCAUUGCAGUUGUUAAGUUAGGAACACGGUUGUUGUGUGAGUCUGACUCCCUCCUUGAUUUUCCUUGUCAGAAGGUCACAAAAGGGGAUUUACCUGAUCUCGGGAUAAUGCAACCGUCAUAAAUGUGAGUCAGUUGCCAACUGUCUGAAUUUUGAUCACGUGACUUAGGGAAUGCUGCGACAGUCGUAAGUGUGAAAUAUGGUCAUAAGUCCCUUUUUUCAGUGAUGUUGUAGCUUUGAAUGGUUACUAAAUGAACUGUUGUAGAUUGAGGUCUACGUGAACUGGUUGUGUGAAAAACAAGGGUGUACCUGACCCAUCAAGAAUACCAGGUUUAACUUAAUCGAGACGCAAUACAUGUUCCCUAAAACAUCACCUGGAAAAAGCUUGGAAAAAGCUAUCCCAGAAUCCUGGAAACGGUUAAAAAUGGGGUGACCCUCUUUAAAUUCCCUGCUGUCAUGCAAGAGGCAGAAAGUUAUGGUCAUCUGGCAUUUUCUCUCUUUUUCCAAGGCACCUUCGCUUUUUUCUUAAUCCGUGAUUAAUCAUUCCAUUUUUUGGAAAGGGAAGGAAAUAAAUUUCUCAGUUUCGAAAUUAAGCUUCUCUCUCUCUUUCCUGAAGCGGAUCCAGAACAGGCCAGGCUAAGAUGGACUUCGGUGGGUUUGUUGUCCAGCGGUGGAAAAUCUUCUACUGUCCUGCCCAUACUGUGGAAACCAAGUAACCAAGUUACCAGUAAGGCUGGCUGAGGAAUUCUGGGAGUUGAAGCCCACAAGUUCUUAAAAGUUGCCAAGUUUGGAGACCCCUAAAUUACAGUAACACAUCUAUGAGGAAAAAAUAUAUAUGUUUUUCCCACUUUGGUGGGACCUGCAACUCGCUGAAUUGGAGAGUUUGUUCAAGGAACUCCCAUUUUUUUUCCUUCUCUGGGAAGCCUUUCAGACCUGUUCCUACAACCCAGUUUCUCUCAGGUCAGGAGCCCGAAGCUAAAUUUGUAUAAAAUGCUAACCUUGGGUUUUUGGCUACUUAUGAUGUAACUUGAGAACAAAGCUUAUUUCGUCCUGUACCGGUCCGAUUUGAUAUAUGAAUGCAGAAGAUGGGUUAAUUCAGUAACCUAAUUAAAUGUGCUGUGUUAAUCCAACCGUGGAGAAACUAAAAGCUUCUCUUGGAGAGCCGAAUUCACAAAGCAGAAGUAUCUUGGUCCUUUCUCCCCGAGCGGUUCCUCCUUCUCCUUGGAAAUCGACAGCAGAGGGUGUUUCCUGUUUGUUUCCAGCCCAAGGAGGGUUAAACAUGUGCGAAGAGGAAGGGAAUCCCAAUUCUGGAACUUGAGACCUUCCAGCUGAGAGCGGGGAGAGAGAGAGAGAUGCAGGCAGACGUCACGACCCUCCUUGCCGCACUCGGCUCCCAUGUCAAAGGAAGUCUGCCGAAGGCGCACCGAGGGCUGCAGCACUACUGAGGAUAGAGAUAUGUAAUGCCAUCGCUUCCGACUCCGAUGUUUAAUCAAAUCUUCAGUCCAGAAAGUUACAUCUUUGGGGCUAAACUGCUGGCUCCUUUUAAAGUAUGGUGUGGAAUCCCGUGACAGCCUCUCCAGCCAAGAAUGGCGUCUUUCACAGGAAGUGAAGCUGAGAGCCUGCAAGAGCUGAGGGACCCACGUCUCCCAAGGUGUCCGCUGGAAUGAUGUGAUGAACCCUCCCCACGUCUCCUCUGCAGAGCCUCUCCUGCGGUCAAGAUGGGCGUAAGAGCUGUUCAAGAGGCAGAGAUGCCUCCCAGCCCCUGGAGAAGAAAAGAGAAUCCAAGGGAUGGAGAGUCCUUAGGCUGAGGAGGCGAAGGAGACAGGCUCUUAAGAAACCUGGUCCUUAAUGACAUCAUGGGAGAAACCCAGCAUGUUUAUGCCACCCGGGAUGUUGAGUCUGGUGGCCAGGACAAAGUUCUCAGCUUUGAGCCGUUCAGCAAGAAAGAUCCGGGUGAAGUUGAAAGCAGGCUGCUCGGCAACUCCAAGUCGGAGGGACAAAGUGGGGGCCACAAUGGGACCGACGUGGUCAGCAAGAAGGAGAAGGAGCCUCACAGCCAGCGGGAAGCUGUGAUCCGCCCCCAGAAAGCAGGCAAAAUAGACUUUAAGUCCCUCAACAACCGCCCCAGGUUUUCUGGGGCCAGUCCAUGGGGCGCUGCCAAAGGGAACCCCCCAUCUCCCCCUGGAAGGAGCCGGGCAAGAGAUAAGAGCAGCCGGCGGGCAGGGAGGAGCGAGCGGGGCCACCAGCAGCUCUACCGGCUCACUCUCAGCAAUGCCAGGCCCAACCCCACCAUUGGCAUUGCUUACCCUCAGCAGAAAAUCACACCCCCCAAGAAGGUUGAAGCUGACCGAGGACCGGUUUUGGGGAGCUACAGGUUCCACGUGCCCAGCCUCCCUGAAAGAGACCUGAAACUCCCUGAAGAAGAGCUGAGCUUUGGCCGCUGUUUUUCAGAGGCUCCCACCAGCCACAUCUCCAGCAACUAUACCUCACAAGCCACCACUGCAUGUCCAAGCCAUGGUUCGAAGAUACAACCACUGGUUAGUGUUCCUCCUGAAAAUCCUGGCACCAAAGGGCAGCUCCCUUACCUGGAGUUCCAAGCCAACGGAAGUAACUUGUGGCCUUCACCAGACAAAGGCUAUCCUGGUGCUAAUAAUGGACUCCCGGCCCCCAAGCCAAGCACGCAUUGCCUAGGACCUCUGUCCUUCCAGUAUCCUUUCUCCCCUUUGCACAGCUCGGCCUCAGAUCCAUUUCAAGGUGAGGCUCACCCCCAGGACUAUGGUGACAACAUCUCGUUGGCCACCAGUCAGGCUUCUCACGGUGCUUUUUCCUUCCAUUCUUCCUCCAGGGACUGGAAGGAGGAGGUUCUUGGCAACGGCUCCUAUGUGGAGAGCAGGACUUAUGGGCUGACUCCUCCCCCUGCUCCAUUCCACCUGCCACAUUCGCCGGGACACUUGCCCUGCUACAAAGGAAGGAACGGACCUUCCCCUGACCCCAAUGGUGCUAUCUCGCCUUCUGGUGCUAUUGACCAAAUCCCAAGCACUUUCCAAGAAAACCAAGCUGUUUUCCCACCCAGUUUACAUGCCUCGAGUACGCCGAAGGCCGUGGGUAAGAGGCAUCCGUCUUUGUCGAAAGACGGCGUAGCUAGUCAAAGGAUACUGGAUGUAGGCAGCUCUCUACGAAGGAACGGGCUACCAGUUACUCUCCCGCAAGUGCACUUUCAGAACAAGGCUUCCAAUGAAGCAUCCAGCUUGGUGCCUUUUGAGAAGAGCCUUCCCACCAGCGUUCAGGCCCACCCCCGGCUCCUGCAGGCCUGGGAGGGAGGCAAAAAGACUUAUUCCCCCAUGGAGCCAAGCUCGGCGGGGAGUCCCAGUCCAGGGGGCAGCCAGAUCUCCUUUGGGUACCAUUCGGGCCUUGGCAAAAAGGCCUGGCAGCAUCUGCAUCUCACCCCUGGUGUGCCCGGCCAGAAUAGACUCGAGCUGUCCAGAAAGUUGGCCAGCCAGAAGCUCCCUUUCCCCCUCAGCACCUCAGAGUGGGAGGGAAGCAAGAAACUGGUGGCUGAGGAUCUGGCUCCUCCCAGCUGCAGCUCAGCCAACAGCCUCUGCUUCGAAGGGCCAACCGAAGUGGAAGCGUCCAAGAACAAGACUUUCUUCCUCAGUGUGAGCCCAGCACGGCCUCCCAUCCCAUCUCACCACCCACCCAGUCCCAGUUUAGGGUUGCCACCAUCCACCUUAGCCCCAUCCCCCAAGGGGUCUCCUCUCUCGUCCCCCACCCCCAACCUCAACAGCAGCUGUUCCUCUCCCUCCCUCACCUCCAGCAGCCCUCCAGGCCACAGCUUUGAAGAGGAAGCUGCCAUGGCUGCCUCCACCUUCUUCCACCACCAAGGGCACUCGAAGGAUGGCAGUAAACCCUUCCAGGCCUCGGAGCUUGUUCCCUACCAGAUGGCCAACCCUCUCAAGGCCUUUCAACAGGAACUCCUCUACAAAGGUGUCUCUGUGGACAGCCAUUUCCAAAAAUCCAACCUGGAUGCCUCCAAAAAGUGCCCGGAGGGUUUUGAAAGCGAGCUGCCUCCACCACCUUACCCAUAUUCCUCCUCCCGUCACUUCCUGGCCAGCUCACUGAGCAGCACGAGUCUCGACCAGCUGGAUGUUUUCCUGACUUGCAAGCAGUGUGACCAGAACUUCAGCAACCUUUCCUCUUUCUUGGAGCACCGUCAGUUCUGCGGCUCUCACAUGGUCCUCCCAGGUCAGGUCAAGGACUCUUCCCGAGGAGCAGAAGUCAAGAAGCAACAUCGUGCCUCUCCUGAACCUGCAAAGCAAACCCAGACGAGCCUGGGGGUGCUUCUCCCUUCAGAUCCUCAUUUGCAACUGCUUGCUUUGAACAAGACAGUGGACUUCUUGGUGGAUGUAGAGGGUAAAGGUGAAUCCAAAGAUGAUCCUUUGAAACUGAACCAGCUCAAUGGCUUUCCCGGAAACUUCUUGCCACUCAACACUUCUGACUUGGAGAUCGAUGAUGCUAAGCUAGACAGCUUGAUCACUGAAGCUCUGAAUGGACUGGGAUACCAGUCGGAUAACCCUGAAAUUGACAGCAGCUUCAUAGAUGUGUUUGCUGAUGAAGAGCUGAUAUCCGUGAAGGCCACUAAUGCUGGGACAGCUUUCAAAACAAAAGAGAACUUGACUUUUGGAAACAAAGCCAAAAAUGUAGGAAUGGAUGAAAGCAUGAAAACGCUCAACUGCUGUGACAACCGUCCUAGUGGGGAGCUGGCCAAAAGUAAAACAUCAAAGCAACCUAAAGAGAGAGGAACAAACUGGCUUUCAGACUUUGGAGAAGAAAAACAUGAAACAUUCAAGAGUGCAGAAUUGCCUCGAAAUAAAGCCCUGGAGCCAUCGCUAUUUGGGGCAGCAGAAGAUGACACAAGUGCCCAGCAGAAAGCAGAGAAGAAGAACUGCAGUGGUCCUUUCCUGACUACAAAGCAGGGGAGCCAAACUAUGUCAGAUUUGAGGCAGACCAAGAACCUUUCCUGUGCUCCUCCAAGGAAUGAACGCAAGCCUGGUGGUACUCGCAGCAUGGCAGAAAGCACCACGCUGUCCAAGAAAGAUGCCAAGAAGAGGAAGCCACGGAGUGGCAGUUGGAGCAAGGAGCUUAUCCAUAAAAUUGUCCAGCAAAAGAACAAGUUCCAUAAACUCCACAGCCAGAAUAGCAAAGCGGUGUCACUUUCCUUGCUCACCAACCGGUUGCUUCCAGAACCAAAGGACAAUAAGUUUGGCGAGUAUGAAUACAUGUCGGAGUCAGAUGACGAGAGGGUAGAAUAUGCCAAGCAACACUGUAGGAGAAAGCUAGGCUCCAGAUUCAGCGGACGGCUCAGAAGCAGUUUGAGCAGAAGGAACCAAGGAAGAGGAGGAAGGGAGAAGGAGACAGAGCCCAUAUGGAGGUACGGAGGUUCCAGAAGAGGACAGGAAGAACUCGAAAGACUUGCAAGCAAGGAGCUGCAAAGGACAGAUGGUCCUGUAGCCAGAGUGAGGAGGAGAAGCAGUCGAUCCUCCACGAGCAGUUGCCAGAGUCCGAGCAUCUCCAGUGAGACCAGCAACAGCCCCCAGAGCACCGAGAGGGGGGAUUCAGACACUGAAAGAGAAAGUGAACAGAGGAAACAGUUCCUGAAAAUUUCCAGACGUGUCAGACCCCUUAACAGUCCUGAGAACAAAAGCAUAAGAAGAAGCCACAGUGUGGGUUCUGACUUGACUAGAAAGCCAAAUAAAGUUGACCCGCCUCAAACUCAGCCACUAGAUAACCGGCAAUUUCAGAAAGACAAUCCGAGCGUUUCCCAGGACACACAGCUCACCCAGAGCAGAGAGGUGUCAUAUCACUCCGAGGCCACAGCUGGGAAAGGCCCCACUGUGCUUCUUUCCCCUGAAGAUUCUGACCAGGACCAUGGAACCUUCUGCAGUGACAGUGGAAAGCCGAGGGUGGUGCCAAAAGAUGCAGAUGGGGCAGAGGGCCAUCACUGCCAUCGAUACACUGCCAGUAAAGGAGGGAUCUUGAAAAACCCAAUGGAAGAACUCCCUGGACCUCCUUCCGUGGGCAAGCACCGCCUUCCCACCGAGGAGAGCACCAGCUAUGAACAAGUGGACCUUGAGGGCCUGAAGAACCAGCAGGAACUCAUUAUGCCAAUCAGCUGCUUCGGCGACAAUCCUGGGAGCAGAGAGAUCUCUGGGAAAGGUGUCAACACAUUUCUGGAUGCUGCCCAUGCAUUUUAUGACUGCAAAGAAUUAUCCCACAGCUAUGAGACACCGAGUCUAUUCUCAGGGCCUCCGGCCAUGGAACCUUCCCCUGAUGGAAAUGCAUACUUAUGUCAAGGAGACUUUGACGUGCCCUCGUUCAAAGAGAAGCACGAUGGCAUCCUGCCCUGUGAAUCAGAUAAUGCCCAGGGUAAGGUCUCCUCGCCGCUUACUUUUGAUUCAUCGUCAGUAUUUUUAGAAUUCCCUAUUGCUGAGUUUGAUGCCAAUUUAUAUGAUAGUGUGGCUUCAAGCAAGGAUAAUUACAUCCCCUUUGAGUGUGCCAAUCAUCAGCUUAGCAAGAUAAUCCCCUUUGACCAGCAAUAUUCAUCUUUUCUGCCAGAAAAGGACUGGACGCUGAUAGAGGAGGUGGCUCCCAUUUUAGCAGAAGGUACACCCCAGAUUCCUAGACUGCCUGUUGAAAAACCAAGAGCGAAGAGGCACUCCAGCGAAAUCAGCCCCUUGUCUCUAUCCGACCAGCUUUCUGACUAUAAUGUGCAUUUCAUGAGUGGUCUGUCCGAGGAUGAGCUGGAGAUUAAAAGGUUGGUCACUGAGCUUGAAAGUCAGUUGCAAGCAAACAAGCUUCCUCUGCAGGCAUCUGAUGAAGACCAGGCUUCAGUGAAUCACAUCAGCAUGGAAGCCAAAGAACCAACUCAUGAGUUUUUGUCUUUAAGGCUGGACCAGGAACAAGAGGGCAAGGGAUUAUUUCUAAUGGAGGCUGGGUAUGAGAAUGCAAAGCUCCUUUCCACAGAAUCCUUUAGCAGUGAAAAUAUAGCAAAUGAGAAAAGACCCCUUCCAGCUUUGGACACCAAGUACGGAAGUCCCAAAGACCCUUGGCCAUGUGCAGGAUCAUUCAGCCCAUUAGGGCCAGCCCGAGAAUUGAUUCUGGUAGGUCCUUUUAGCCCCCAAGAGCACCAAGACAAAAUUGCUGAAAAUCUGAAGGCUAUCGAAAUUUCUGCUGAAGUUGACUUUGGGGAAAUAAAAAAUGCAUCUGCUAGAAACCUGGCAGAUUCAUGCCUUGAUGAGAUAUCAAACAGCUCCAAAGCUCCAGACAAUCCUGAACAGGUUAUACAAAGUCCUGAUUCAAUCUUUCCCGAGUCUCUGGAAGACAGUGAUUUAAAUCCCCAUGAGAAUUUGCCACUGAGACCAGAUGUGUUCCCAAAGCUACUCUUGGAUGAGAAAACAUGUGGUAGCCCCACCAAGUUAGAAUCAUAUAGCCACGAGGUCCCACAGUUAGAUCCGGAAUUUGACUUGCAAGAUGUGGACACUCCAGAAUCAGAUGAAAACUUCUCUUCUGGCGCACAAAGCAAAAAUCCAGAAAAGCAUCCACCUAAAAAGCUAGAAACUACAACUCUGUUCCAAGAAAAUGAAGAGGAACAUCUAGGUAGUCGUGAGGAGACUGGAAGCCAAACAGUUUGCCAGACUUUAAUGUUCAAUGCCAAAGCUGACAAUGGAGACACACCACACUUUGAUGUGUUGACUUUUUCCAAGGAGGUGGAUGGAGAAGUUGGGUUCAAGUCCCCCACGCAAGAGAAAGCAGGUAAUCCUCUUCAGCAGCUGCAGUUGUUUGUGGCCAGGACAGUUAAGAACAACGAGGAAGAGUUGGUGAGUUCAUCAUUCCCAGCUCAGCAUCCAGUGGCUCACCUGCCCUCGUGUGAGAACCUUCCUCCAGAGCUAGAAGAGGAGCUUAUGGACCAAGAGCCAAAUGAAGACAUCACCAGCAGCCCCGUGUUGGAGAACAAGAGGGAGACUCUGUUAAAAAAGACUGAGAAACUAGCCGAGUUUCCAACCAAACUGCUUUCAGAGCUGGAGACGGAGUCAGAACAUUUUGAUGAAUGGGCCUCAGAUGUUUCCAAAGACUCAGCCCCAUUGAACCCAGCACAAUGCGCUAAUGUUGUCCAGCAGCAGCACCUAAAGGUUGAAUGUUUGGAAGUGAACGGCCAUGCUACACAUGCAGAUGGGAUCUCCGUGGAAUCCGGUAACCUCUCUCCACUCAGAAACUCAGAAACAGCCUCGGUGCUAAGGGUGGGAAGAACACAGCCGAGUCAAGUUACCGGACUUGCAGGUGGGGUUCAAGAUGAGAAGACCUUGGCAUUUAGAGACUGCAGAAAAUCCCCCUUAAGCCCUUGGUCAUCCGAGAAGAAAACACCACAAGGUGCUUUAUCUACCAUGCUCCAAGCACAUGUGGACUCUUGCGCUUCUUGGAACUCUGGGGGCCAAGAGUUGGAGACUGCCAAAGUCCACCAGGUGGAAGAGAGUGAAGAUCAACUGCAACAUCUGCAACUGAACAUGUCGUUGACUCCCAUCUAUUCCCCUGAAAACCAAACUGAGGAUGCGCAUCUCCUGCAGAGAAAUGACUUCUCUUCAGCAAACAGCUCAAAGUCCACAGAAGGUCAUGAAUCAGAGAAGCAAGUCAAUUACUAUGCCGAAGCCUCCCAGGCUGGACUUUCUCUGGAGGUUGGCUUUGCUGGUCAGGAAAAAGUGCUAAAAACAAGCCAUGUUACAGGCUCUGACUUUGGAGGGAUUCCAUCUGAUGAGAACACCGGUCCAAUCACUGAAGCAACUCAUCAAGCUGCCUUCCUUGCCUGUGGCUUCCCCUCCAUUGUAGAGAAGACUGCAGUUCCUCAGCAGAGCCCACCCAGACCAAAGGGAUGUACAGAAGCUCUUCCGUUCUUCCUCUCCUGUGAUGCCAUUUCUCAUCUGUCCCCAGAUGUGCCUGAUGCCCUGGCUGAGGACCUCAACCGUGACUUGUUGGAACCUCAGGAGAAUGUCCCUCCGGGUUACUCCUCAGCUCUCUGCUCCAGCAAAGUAGCAUCUUCUUCUGCUAAAACAAACAGACCUUUGAACUUGCAAAUGAGUGACUGCAAAUCUCCUAGCAGGCUCCCUCUGAAAAGCAAGAAACAUUCUGAAGAGCCAGAUGAAGACAGUGUCGUGUUUUCUGCAAAGGAUGAUCCCAGUUGUCCUCAGGUAGUAUCCAUACAUGAUAUCUUGCUCAGCCCGCUUCCAUCAGGACUUGAUUCUGUUGAGCUUAGAGGUGGAGUCUGUCAUGAAAAUGUGUCAUCAACCUCCAAACCCCAAGGGGCAAAGGACAUUGAAGGAGACCCCCAGGAGGAAAGUAGAGAUCCAUGUCACUCAGAGUAUUUCCAGAAAGAUCUCGAUGUUCAAGAGGUGCCAGUUGUCCUUCUGACUAGAAUGGCCGAUGACACUAGUCAGAUUCCACCAAGAAGAUCCUCAAGUGACCCACAGGAUCUAGAAAACAGAAGCAAUUUGGAGAAGGAAGACUUUGCGUCGAAUGAGAAUGUGAAAAAACCAUCUGACUGCACAGAACAAUCCAUUCCUGAGGACCAAAUCUUAAGAAAUUAUUCUAAGCCUGGACAAUCCAAAGCAAGGAAGAGGAAAGGCUUGCAAAUCACUUGUGAUAUUUGCUCCACUUCUUUUAGAUCCAAAACUGGGCUGAUGAGACAUAAAGCUGUGAAACAUCAGAAGAAAAAGGAUAGUGUUGUGUUACCCGACGACAAUUUGACUCCAUUGGAAAAAGCGUUAAAGACAGGCAAAGUGUUCCCCAGGAAAAGCCUAACAUCCUCCAUCCAAGAGAAUUCUAGUAUCUCAGACCUUUCAAAAGCUGUAGGCCAGUCUUCUCCUAAAACUUCCAGAAGGCGAAAGAAGGAAUCAAAGGCACAGGGCCAGGAACUCCAUGGCCCAAAUGUUAUUUCGUUGGACACAAUUCAUGAAUUCCAGAUGAUACAUGAAAUACAACCCAUCAGCUCACAAGCAGAGAAAUCGGAAGGCUCAGAAAUCCAGUCUAGAAAAACCACAAGUACAGAAAAACUAAUCAAAGUGGUCCAUACCAAAAGAUCAAGUAGCUAUGCAAGGCAAAAAACCAAGGAAAAACCCAGGCAAGCAAAAAUGACGUCAGACAAAAAUGAGGUCACUGCCUCUUAUCUCCAGGAGUCUGAGGUCCCACCAGUUCAUUGUAAUGCCACUGGCAUCACUGAUGACCACAUUCUGACCACCAUCACAGAAGAACCUGGGAAUGGGUCAGAAGAGCAGAGCGAGGUAGCUUUGCCAUUGCUUCCUCAGCAGCCCUUGAGGAACGAAUUAGAAAACACUGGUGAGAAAAGACCCUCAGCUCAAAGGACAGUUAGACCACAGUUUCCUCAGGACGUGGACAGCCAUAAAGAGGAAGGAGAAGAGCUGGGACAAGAAGAGCAUAUCCAUGAGAGAUGGCCGAGUGAGGAUGAACUGGACCAGAAGCCAUCACAGAAGGGGCUGUUAGAAGAGAUGACUUGUACAAGUCAAAGUAGCCCAUUGAUAGACCUCACGAGCCCCAAUACCUUUUCACCACCCUGUCCCUCUGAAACUGCUUCUGAAAUAGGUUCUCCUAAACCCACAUCUGAGAAAGUAUUGGAGGCUCCUUGUUUUGUGACUCUGGAGCCCUGGAAGAGGGAAGAGCCCCAGCCACAGAAUGAGGAGUCUGCUGUUGAUCCUGCUGUCAAACCAGAUCUGCCGGGCUUGUUUGAUGAUGACUCCACAUUUUCACAGCUUUUCCCCAGAAACGAUGAGUUUGCCCGUAGAAAAUGCACACGUGUGUACGGGAAGCGCUCCAAAAAGCCUAAAGCUGUUUCAGAGAUCAUUGCGAAACCAGGAGGCGCACCGGAUCUUUUUACGAUCCGCAUGGCUUCUGAUCUUGGCGAAAACAGCUCCUUCUGUGUUACCCGGGAAGAUCCUUGUGAAUAUGACACAAUCUCUGUUGAUGAUGCUUUGAUGCUCAACAUGUGUCAUGGGAGUAAAGCCACGAGUGGUGAUGUUAAUUCCAGACCUACCAAAGAAACAGCCCAGCAACUGGAUACUGGGCAAAAGGAAGAAGACCCUGAUUUGAAAAACAGCAGUGUCUUUCUGUGCAAAGAGAGUCCAACUGGGUCUCUUCCAUGCUUUAAAAGCUGGAAUAACCUUGAGAAAGCAACAGAAGAUAAUUCUGCCGAGGGGCCAUCGCGUAACUCAUCCGUGCAGCUUCCUUAUGGGCAUUCGGGUGCAGAAGAAAACCCAGAACUGCCUGAUUUGAAAGAAAAAUCCCACAGCACCAAGGAAAAAACAUCUUCUGCAUUUCCUACCAUUGACAUGGAGAUGCUGAACAUGAAGUUUGAGACGAGGGAUGUGUGUUUCUGUCCCACUGGAGAAGAUCAACUGAGUCCCACAAAGAAGGAUGAUAAUGGUACCUUGGGUUCCAAGCCAACUUCACUGUUGCGAGUCAAGCCCGUAAAACAUAAGCUAGAAGAAGGGAAGACGGGCAAAACCCGCCAUGAUUUAAAUCUCAAGAAUAAAGACAAGCAGUAUAAAUGCAAAGUCUGCUUCCAGUGGUUCCUUACUUUAGGGGAACUGGACUUUCACAAGCUCAGCCAUAAUCCCUCCCCUCCGCCAACAUGUUACAUGUGUGUCCAGCGGAAAUUCAGCUCCAGGGAACAGCUGAGGGACCACUUAAAGGAGAAACACGCCAAGAACAAGGCUGGCUUCUGGGCCUGUGGGAUGUGCCUGAAGGAAAUUUCUGAUGUCUGGAUGUACAACGAACACUUGCGAGAACAUGCCACUCAGUUUGCCCGCAAAGGCCAGGCUCAGAAGUCUGUCUUGGGCCUGGGUUUCAGUGAAGAGGAUGCUGCUGUCACUCAUUUCCUCAACUCCAUCAUUUGCCGAAGACCCAGCAAGUUUUCCAAGCAGGCCGAAGGGGGAAAUGAAGCACCGGCUGUCAGCGAGGUCAAAGGUCCCAAAGAGUUUUCAGGACAAGAAACGGUGGUCCACAAAGACUUACCUGAGACCCCCUUCAGAAUCCGGCCACCCACAGCCUCCCUCAAAGUCCCAGCCAUUCCAUCUCCUGACCCAGUUCCGAAGGUCGAGGGGGCCCAGAAGUCGGUGCCCAUUCAUCCCGAGUGCAAAGAUCCAUCUCGAGAUUGCCACCACUGUGGGAAGCAGUUCCCCAAGCCCUUCAAACUUCAGCGACAUCUCGUGGUCCAUAGCCUGCAGAAGAUCUUCUUGUGCCACAAAUGUCCCAUGUUCUAUCAGGAGACCAAGGAGCUCCGGAGCCACCUUAGCCAAGAGCAUGAAAUAGCUGAAGAAGCCGACAUAAAGCACACCACUCUGUAUGCCUGUGAGCUUUGUGCAGAUGUCAUGCACGUCAUCAAGAAGUCUUUCAUAUGCAGCACUUGCAACUACACCUUCUCCAAAAAAGAACAGUAUGACAGACAUAUGGAGAAGCACCUGGUGGGCAGCAGCAAGACUUUCCGUUUUCGAGGUGUGAUGCGGCCGGGAUCAGGGGCAAAAUAUGGGAAGAAGGAUAUCAAAGAGGAGACCCGUGCAAGAGCAGAAGCUCCAGCAGCCAAAAAGAAGAAGGUGUCCCACUACCACAACUCUCCUGAGCUAGAUUUCCCUGUGCACUUGGAUGGAGCCCAAGCAUCUCAAGAAGGUAGUCAGACUCUGCUAUCUGCUGGUGAGGCUCUGUCCACAGCCACGAGCCUGGCCAUGCCCCCUUCAUCUCAGCCCCCUAUGGAAACAGAAGGCCUAGGAAGGGAUUUCUCUAGUCUCCUGGCUGAAACGGGGACAUCUCCACUUCACCACCUACUUCCAUCCCUUCCUCAUGAGCCCCAAGAUGACCCAAGCAGCCCAGAGCACAUUACUGCACUUUCUCCAGAAACAUGGGGACAUGCAGAGAGCCCUGGGGACAAUCUCACCCUUCUCUUAAACUCACCCGAUGCACUUAGCAGUGAUCUUGCCAGUGUGUCACCUAAGGAGACAACUGCUGCCCAAGAAAAACUGUCUCUGGCUUAUCUCUCUGACAAGAACAAGGAAAGCAACAUUCCAGAAAAACCAAUAGUUAGCCACAGGGCUGAACACAAUAUAGGGACCUGGGACAGCCCAUAUUUAGAAGACCUUGCCAGCAAAGUGCCCACAUUUUCUCCUGAAAAUCUGGAGUCUUCAGAAUGUAAAUGGUCUCCUGAAAUACAGUGGAGCAGUGAUUUGAAUGGAACAGCUGCUCAAGAGACUAUGAGCAAGUUACGUUUGCCAGAAACCAGCUUCCAUGAAUUGCCUCUCAAAGACAAGACAUCAUCAUCUACCCUGAACCGGCCUACCAAGGAGGUUCCUUCAAAGAAGGUCAUAGGUGGUCAGGCCAAUGCUGAUAACACCUCUGGCAUCCACUGCUCCCUAGAUGGUGCAGAAGAGGUUCAGAUGUGUCCACUCUUGAGAGACAAAGCUUUCCCAGAAGAUGCUCCCCCCAAAGAUACCAACUCCAGUGUUGGCACGAAAGAGACAGAACUCAACUUGGCCAGGCCUGUGAGUGGCCAUCUCCAAGGCGAAGCGGCGAGCACUCAGUCAAAGAACCACCAUUCUGAGCUGAACAAAUUCCCAGAAAGGCCAGCUGCGAAUCGGCUGGUCAAUCCUCACUCCAAAAAACCAAAGGAACACAAGUCCUCCCAUCGGGGAAGCUCGGCCUCCAGGGAGAACAUUGAAGGAGACGGCAGCAAAAAACGGAAAGGCCGGAGCCAAGAUUCUGUGAAGGGCGACCACGUCAAGAAGGUUGAUUGGCCCACUACUGAGGCAUUGGCCUUUUCCUCUCGACGGAGAGACACACAUGCCAACAAACAGGCCCCUAAACUCAAGAUGUCUGUGACGGACAGCCAGCUUAGAAAGUUGGUGCUUGACCAAGGCUUCCAGAAGAAGGUGGAGAUUGGCCAUGCUAAUGGAGAGUUGAGGCGCAAGAAGGAGAUCUUGGGGAGCAAAGCCCUCUACCCCCUCUUAACCAAAGACCCCUCUGCCUCCCUGCCCAGCUCUCUGAACCGCCGCAGAGCUGUCCAAGGUGCUAAAGUCCCCACUUCCCACAGUUACAGGACAGCUGAGUCCCAAACUCACCUCCUAAACCAACUGUUUGGUCAGAAAUUAACGAGCUUUAAAAUUCCUUUGAGAAGAGAUACUUCUGAGUAAUUUAUGGUGAUCCUUCGCUGCUUUCAUGGGGCUGGUGGGGGGGUUGGGGGGGAGAGAAAUUAUCAAAGCAUUACAUUCAUUUGUGUAGCUCAGUUUCUCUGUCUAGCUUAAAUGAACUUGCACUGCAGACUCUCAAAUAGUUUUUGCUUUGUGUCUUACUAAUCUACUUUAAUUCACCUGAUUUAUCAUGCAAAGGCUAGAACUUUGAUGUUGCCGAUGGUUCGUUCGUGGACUAAAAACGGUAAUCGCUUUGGGCAGAGCAAAGUGUCAAGAGGAAAUGUUUUAUGGCAGAAGUACUGAGGUUGUAAGGGUGGCUUGCAAAUCCCGGCCCCUUUUUCAGUCGGUGUCUCUCUUAUCUUUGGAUAAAGAAUUUGAAGACGUGAACUUCAUACUGGAGAUGCCUUAUUCAUGAGGUGCAGCACACUGUAGAAAGCAUUGGUGUCCCUCCCCCCUCCUCCUCCUUCUUCUGGAGGCUUUGCACAAAUAAUCCUGAGUGAUUUCAUUUAAUUGGGAACCAGCCUUAGACAAGAUACUUUGAAAAAUAAUUAUAAAACUAAGCAGGCCACAGUUUUGACAGACAGCCUUUCCCAAGAAUGUUGUGUUGAGGGUGAAUUUGUUCACUCCAGAGACUCUGAAAUUGCUCACCUCUCUUAGACCACUGUGUAGAUGUUGCUGAAAUGUUGUUGUUGUUGUUGUUUUUAAAAAAGAGUAAGGGGUGGGCCCUUUAACCUAGCUAAACUGCACCUUGAAGAUGUAUGACAGAGUUGAAUAUUUUUUAAAAAAUAUUGUUUUAAUAUUUUCCAGUGAGAAAACUGUGCCAAGACCACUCCUGCCCCACAUAGUAAGGCUUUCUUUGGGGGAGGGAAAAAGAGAUUUUUUUUAAAGAAAAGCCCAAAAAAAAACCCCUAACCCCAAACAUAAUAGUUUUUAAAGGCUUUCUGUAUCGAGGUAGUUGCUAAACUUGGUAUGGCUUUACACUAUGCAGUUCAGUGGUGCUAUUUUUCAUUGUAAUGUGAAUUCUAACAGGAACACACACAAGCAUAUACACAUGCACACAAACUCACAGGUUAAAAGAGGAACGGCGGCCUUUAUAAAUAGACACGCAGAGGGGUGUUAUUGUGGACAUCGCCCUGCACUUCUCACAACUCUGCAGUGCAUUUUAUAAAGGUUUAAAUCUUGAGGUUUGGUUCUCAGGAUAGAAUUGGGAAGAUCUGGGUCAGUGUUUCUUGAUGUGAAACACUUUUAAGAUAUACGAACUUCAACUUCCAGAAUUCUCCAGCCAGCAUAGCUGGCUGGGGAAUUCUGGGAAUUGAAGUCCGUACCUCAUAAAGUUGACAAAGUCAAAAAACACUGCACUGGACUGUUUCUGGGACCUCUGUGGGGGAGAGAGAGCAGAACAGUGCACUGAAGUAAUUUGGGGUACUCUCCCAGAAUACUCUGCAUAUGUCUUGCAGACUAAAUAAUGUUUGCUUUUAAGGUCUCUUUUUAUAUUAAAAAAACAAAGGAAUUACAUGACUUUAUCUUGUUAAUAUCUACCUUUACAGUUCACUGUUUUUAAAAAAAAUAGUUUGAUUAUACAUUUGGGUGCAAUGCAUUAUGUUAAAAGUUUUUAUUUUGAUAUUUGUGAGAAAGCAGAGGAGAGUGACCAUUUGGACUGUUUUUAUAAUGUUGGUCGGGUGCUCCUUGGGCCCUUCUUUUAAUAUUGUCAAAUAUAAUAAGGAAUGCGCAUACAAGACGGUACUGUAAAACGGGGCUGAGAUUUAUCCUCUCAAAUAUAGUCCAAUAUUUUCCCAGAAAUUUGCCGGUCUGUGUGACGUUUUUCUUUUUUCCUUUUAAAGUAAUUCUUUUACUAUAAGGAGAUUUUACACAGAUGUGGGGGGGAAAAACCCACAGAUAAAAGAGUAGGAAAAGAAAGAAAAUAUAAAGGAUUAAAAGAAAAAGUGAAAGAUGACAAAAAGAACAAAGAAAACGGAAAGGAUGACUUCUGAUCUUCUGAUCUUUAUCCCUUCCCGUAUCCCAUAGCAUGGUUCCCUUCUUCCUUUAAGCAAACCUUUUAAAUCAAUACAUUCCCAAAUCACGUUCGUUUAUAUUUAUUUUCAGCAAAAACUCCACUUGGUUUGCAGUUCUUUUAGGAAUGACAACCAUCAUCUUCUCCAUGUUGCUGUUCUACCCCAGAGUUUUCAGUAGAGGCUUCUGAGGCUCUGUGCUCAGUGGCGAGCUUCCUUUGUGAACAGGUUUGCUUUAAGGCUUGUGGAACUCAUUGUUACCAGAUGCUGCGGCAGCGCAACCAAAUAAUAAAAGUGGUGUUCAAAGCCAGUCUGUAUCUAGGGCUGCCUGGCUUUUCAGAGGCAACUGGGAAUUCUGAGAAGCAUCCAUAAAUCCAGAAAGAAAAACACCCAGAAGCAAAGCUCAGCCAUUCCUUUGCUUCUCUGACCAGGGAAAUACAUAAUCCGUCAACAACCUGGAGCUAAAGCGGUGAAGCUGAUGGGUUGGGACUCACUCCAGGAGUCCCAGUUUUCUCUUUUGGUGGCUGCUGAACCAGCCAUUAA
Molecule: messenger RNA, 17798 nt
Organism: Ahaetulla prasina
Lineage: Eukaryota; Metazoa; Chordata; Lepidosauria; Squamata; Colubridae
Product: zinc finger protein 469-like
Exons: 5
Coding region: 2869-15249 (4126 amino acids)
Source: RefSeq, a predicted model, not a curated record